GUGAAAAUGGAAGCAAUGGUGAUGCACAAACUGUGCAUUUCGAUUAUAAUAACUAUCGAAUAUCGAUUUAUUUUACAAAAUCAAUGUGAUGCAUUGACUAGCAAAGGAAGAAAUUAACACGGAACGGAAGCUAAAUGGAAGUCGACGAAGAAGAGUUUGAAGUACCAUCCAGCAGCAGCAAAGGAGAGAAGAAACGCUUUGAAGUUAAAAAGUGGAAUGCUGUGGCACUAUGGGCAUGGGAUAUCGUUGUGGACAACUGCGCUAUCUGUCGAAAUCAUAUAAUGGACUUGUGCAUUGAAUGUCAAGCAAAUCAGGCGUCGGCCACCAGCGAAGAGUGCACCGUUGCCUGGGGCGUUUGUAAUCAUGCUUUUCAUUUCCAUUGCAUUUCCCGUUGGUUGAAGACACGUCAGGUCUGCCCACUUGAUAAUCGUGAAUGGGACUUCCAGAAGUAUGGACACUAAGACUUGCAACGCCGAAACUCAAAUUACUACUAAAACACAAUAACAUACAGUCGUCUAUCAUACACGUACAUGCUUAAAAGAACAGUCAAUCGGAAAUUGACGUGGCCGGGUAUUAUUUGUGUUACAAGGUACAAAACGAGCACAUUUCUAAUCUAUAUUACAUUUAGGUUAAAAUACAAGAGUUGGUUUGAUAAUCUAAUAAACUCUAAUAAAUUUGCAUGUUUCACACAAA
Messenger RNA from Drosophila hydei, 693 nucleotides. It is a transcript of the gene Roc1a, whose product is annotated as RING-box protein 1A. Gene Ontology annotation, biological process: protein ubiquitination; ubiquitin-dependent protein catabolic process. Gene Ontology annotation, cellular component: cullin-RING ubiquitin ligase complex; nucleus. The record is from RefSeq and is a predicted model, not a curated record. Lineage: Eukaryota; Metazoa; Arthropoda; Insecta; Diptera; Drosophilidae. The transcript is spliced from 3 exons. Bases 135 to 461 code for a protein of 108 amino acids. Gene Ontology annotation, molecular function: cullin family protein binding; zinc ion binding; ubiquitin protein ligase activity.